Messenger RNA from Branchiostoma floridae (Florida lancelet), 3498 nucleotides. RefSeq names its product polyunsaturated fatty acid 5-lipoxygenase-like. Gene Ontology annotation, biological process: hepoxilin biosynthetic process; lipoxygenase pathway; lipid oxidation. NCBI's taxonomy places the organism in Eukaryota, Metazoa, Chordata, Leptocardii, Amphioxiformes, Branchiostomatidae. The record is from RefSeq and is a predicted model, not a curated record. Gene Ontology annotation, molecular function: oxidoreductase activity, acting on single donors with incorporation of molecular oxygen, incorporation of two atoms of oxygen; protein binding; metal ion binding.
UAAAGAAACCACUCAGAGACCACCUGGCUCAGUCUUUGUAAAAAAAAUAAUCCUCUGCCACUGCAACUACAAGUUUGGCCAACAGCUAGCCAUCCAGAGCUUAGUAGCGAUCUAUAAUAAGUUCAGCAUGGCAGAACUUUUACAGCUGUUUAAGAACAUGGGAGCAAAUUGUAGCAGUGAAAACUCCACGGUUGACGCCGUCGUCACGGUGCGGACAGGCGACGUCAAAGGCGGGGGCACCGACGGGAACGUCUUCAUCGCCCUGCACGACAUCAAGGGCAACCGCACCCGGGACGUCCUGCUCGACUGCCGCUGGAAGAACGACUUCGAAGCGGGCAGUCUGGACACGUUUAAGAUCAGUGACGCCAGGCUGCCGAACGACGUGAAGGAGAUUGAGAUCUGGAGGGAUGACUCCAUGAAGGUGGAUGACUGGUUCGUGGAGGUCAUCACUGUGGACAUCAUCGGAGAACCGACUAAGUUUGUUUUCCCAGUGCAGAGGUGGGUGAACGCAGGCGACCGGCUGUUCUUGACACCGUACGACAGCUGUCUACCACAGUUUGAACAGCACACCGACCAGCGUACCCGGCUGCUCAACCUCAAGAGACAGCUGUACCAAUACAAGCAGAACGUGGAGGGGCUGCCGGUACAGGGCAAAGACUUGCCAAGAGAUGAGCAGUUUUCCAACGAUUAUCGGGGGAUGAACUAUUGGAAGGAAGAUCUCAACUUCGGCGAGCAAAGGCUGAUGGGAUGCAACCCGACUCUUUUCAAGCUCUGCAGUGAAAUCCCAGAGAAUUUUGGAGUGACAGCUGAGAUGUUGGAGCCCCAUCUGGAGGGACUUUCCCUUGAGGAUGCCCUGGGAGCUAAGCGGCUCUACAUCGUUGACCUGACGUUCUUGGAGGGAACCAAGUGUAAAAAUGACAGAACGAUGACCGCACCGUACGCUCUUCUGUUCGUGAACAAGGAUAAGGAUCUCAUGCCGAUCGCCAUUCAGCUUUUCCCAAUGAAGGGACCAGACAAUCCGGUGUUUCUUCCCUCGGACCAUGAGUACACGUGGAUGAUGGCGAAGAUGUGGUACAACAUGGCCGACUGCUCUUAUCACCAAUCAUGCACUCAUCUUGGACUGACCCAUCUCAUUGCCGAGUCCUGCGCGAUCUGCACCCAUCGCCAACUGUCUGCAUCGCACCCGAUGUUCCGUCUGAUGGCGCCUCACUUCCUGUACCUGCUGGCUAUCAACACUCUUGCGUUGGACAGGUUGGUUUGCCCGGACGGAUGGAUUGACAAAACGAUGCAGAUGGGAAGGGAAGGUCUCUUCAACAUUGUGAAGAAAGUAUGGAAAGACUGGAGACUGGACGUCCAGGGCACUCUCCCUGCUGAACUGAAGAAUCGUGGGGUAGAGGACGUGGAAGCCCUCCCCAACUACCCGUACCGUGAUGACGCCCUCCCCAUCUGGAACGCUAUCAACACGUAUGUCAGGAAGGUGGUAGAGGCCACAUAUGACGUCCCAGCGAAGAUUGCCGAAGAUCACGAGCUACAGGCCUGGGUACGAGAGUUAGGGGGACCUCAGUCAGAGGGAGGCUGUGAGAUCAAGGGAGUGCCCGGCGGUGGAAAGUUCGCCACUGUGGAUGAGAUCGUUGCCACGGUAACGUCCAUCAUAUUCAUCUGUAGUGUCAGCCAUGCUGCCGCUAAUUUCGCCCAGUACGACGAGUAUGCCUUUCCUCCUAACUACCCAGCAUUCAUGCAUGGGGAGCCACCCAAGACUAAGGACCCUCUGACGGAACAGGACAUCAUCAGUGCCCUGCCCGACAAGUCCCACACGCUGGACAUCAUGGUCGUCACCAAGAUCCUGAGUGACAGGGGCACCCAGCCUCUGGGCGACUUCGAGAGGCAGUACAUGUACGAUCCGAUAGGGGUCAAGGCGUGGAAAGAAUUCUGCCAGGAGCUUGCCACCAUCUCUCAAGAGAGCAGCGAGCGAGACAAGGCGAGAAAGACUUCGUACCCAUACCUGAACCCUACGGAGAUCCCCAACGCUAUCAGCAUCUAGAGGAGGGAGGAAACCACUGGAGCAUUGAGAUAAAAAACGCAGGCUACACACAUGUAUAGUCUACCAAUGCUUACUGCAAUGCACUGCUAGUUGUAAAGGAUGCAAUAACAGUCAUGUUAGAGACAAGGACAAUGUGGCACUGCAUGCACUCUUAGUAACUUAUUGUAACAGUGUCUCAUAGAAAAGACAAGGACAUAAGAUAAAGGUAAUCACAUAGCCUUUCUGAGGUGGUAGGGUCAGUGAAUUGUCAGAGACCGUGUCUAGGGCACGGAAUCCGGCACAGUCAGUAUAUUUUUGGCUGAGGCAAAUGUUUCAAAUACAAUAAACGUGCAUGAUGUUUCUGUACAUACCAAGUAGAACAAAGUGUAAUAUUUCCUUUGUGAGGUUUACAAGGUCUCAUGGUACCGCAUUUGCCGGGUCUUAUUUCUUAAAGUUUGACAACGUGAAAUACACGGAUACUUACGACUUAGAUAUGAAUGGGAAACCUUAUCUAAAUGCUUCCUUAAUUGACACUGUGUAUUUCUUUUCUUCAUCCAAUAUGUACGCGGGAUUGUGCACAAUUCAUCAGAUUUGUGAGUGCGUUUCCAAGUUUGCUUUGGUGUUAUGUAUAUUUAAUGAUCUUCUAGUGCUUCUUAUGUUUGUCAAGUCAAGUUUGGGGUUAGAAUUAUGUGCUGCUACUUAUCUUAAUUUGUCUGUGUCGUUUGAACCAUUAACCAAGCUGCCGGGUAUACAUGAUUUUACAAGUAGGUAGAUCAACGUUGUACCGACAAGUACACACCACUGUUAGACUGAUGUACAAGGUAAAAUAUUCAGUUAUAAUACGUGCGGAGGUUAGUACUAAAUGUCGUCUGAUAAAGUACAUCAUAGUUGAUGGUGGUGGUUUGCCAGUAUCACGUAUAUAGCGCUGUCUGUUUCCUUGUUGUUUCUGUAGCAAAACGUUGGACGGGGAAAUGUUGCUGGUCGGAUUUACCAAACCACAAGUUGGUGUAAGAUCAAGUAUAAGAUAUCUUACCAAGCAACCGUUGAGCGGGCAUUUAUUACUAUUUGCGCCACAUAAAGUUUUAAAACACAAGUUAAUUGCACAACGAUUGCAGCAGGUACAAUGUAUGGCAAGUAACAUGUAUUACUAACAACUACAAACUAUCUACAUCUGUAUACUAAUCUAACAUAAUAGAAAAUAUGGAGGCAUAGUGUAUUUCACAUGUAACCUGUGUGAAAUACGUCGAAUGGGUUUGUUUUUUAGGAAGGAAUUUGUACACAUGUGAUUAUCACUUCAUCUGAUGUGUUUAUUAUUCAAGAGUACAAUAUUAUAUCCGUGUGAGACAGUUAUGGGGUAUAGAUUAUACCUUAUAUAUAGUACCUUUCUUGCCACAUGCUAAGUCUACCUUGGAGGUUAUAUAGAGUACAAUUUGCUGUAUAUUAACUUUAAAAUACACAUUGCGACAAACGGUUACUUC